This is a messenger RNA of Fonsecaea multimorphosa CBS 102226, 1923 nucleotides long. RefSeq lists its product as uncharacterized. The record is from RefSeq and is a predicted model, not a curated record. NCBI's taxonomy places the organism in Eukaryota, Fungi, Ascomycota, Eurotiomycetes, Chaetothyriales, Herpotrichiellaceae. The transcript has a single exon. Bases 1 to 1923 code for a protein of 640 amino acids.
AUGGCAGGCGCGCCCAGAUACCCCGAUCCCGGCUCAGGAUGGCUGCCUUAUCAGCCUCUCAUCACUCGUCUUUGGAUGGACGACAAGCGGCCCUUGCGAGAAGUGAUGCAGAUCAUGGAAACUCAAUAUGGCUUCAAAGCAACGUACUCUCUAUGGAAUCGAAUAUGUUUAGACUUAGCUAAUGGCUGCAGUACGAAAAUGUACAAGUCCAGGCUUAGUGCUUGGGGUCUCUCCAAGUAUAAUAAGUUGAACAACGCGCAGGAGAUUCUUCGACGGCGGGAAAGGCGGAGGGCUCUUGGAAAGAAGUCAAUCUUUGUUCUUCGGGGUCGCCGUGUCGAUAUGGCUGAUAUUGAACGAUAUGCAAAACGGAAAGGACUCGAUGUGAGUUUGGGAGAGCCUGCACCAGUGGAAUCUAUCAAGAUACGGGACCUUGUGUGUUUGACUCCGCCGCCAACACCUUCGCCCUUGGAUGCUCCCGCCCCGCUGCAAAACAUGGAACGCUUCCUGCAAUCCUUGGAUGCCUUUAUGCAAGAGUCUUUACAAUCAGGUGCAUGGAAUUUAGAAAGCGACAUAGGAGGAUUCGCAUGCUUGCGAGGCCCUGCUUAUCCUGCAAGCGCGCGGGAUGGCUUCUUCUCAUUCAUUGAAAGAGGCAUCCAAAGGUAUAGCUGGGAACAAACGACACAAGCCUAUCGUCAGUGGCGGCUAGCAGGUUCCAGCCUACCCAGCAUUGUACGCACCAGGAACCCUUCACAACUGGUUUGUCUCCUCGGGCUCCUUGCUCGCUUGGCUAAAUACGAGGGUGAUGUUGCGGCCUUGUUGCUGCGCUACUUGCGCCACCUCGUCGAGAAGGAGCAGGGCUUCUCUGACACGCGCCUGGCAAUGAUCCAAAGCUUAAGUCGGCUCGAAACAGGAAACUUGAUUGCGCUUGUGGGAGCAUCCAACGACUGUUGUCUCAACGCCUUCCGCAACCACUUUUCCGGCAAUUCAUUCUUUCUACUGGAAUCCGAAAUCUUCCUCGCGGACUCUAGCACGGGCUCACCACAGAUUGCAUACGGCGCGAACUGGCGCAACGACCCCAUUCCUGCUUACGGUAUUGUCGCAUACACAGAUAUACGCUCUACAAGGGCCCUAUUGGCGCUUUUGAUGGCCGCUCAGAAAUACACAGAGGCAGAAUCCGUUGCCUUGAACAGCCUCACAAAAUUGCACCAAAUGCGCUACGACGGAGUUGUCGGAGGUGCGAUUUCAUUUACAUACAGCUCCCUCAUACACCUUUACCUUUCAAAAGAGAACUACGAGAAGGCUUAUCACAACAUGGUCAUGAGAGUCGAGAAUGACUUUGCGGUGCUGGCUUACCGAAGCGAUCUCCCCGACGACUCUCUCGUCGGGAGGUACUAUCAACUCGCGCGUCUAGCACGCAGGCUGGGUAGGCAUGGCGAUGCAGACAAAUGGAACCAUGAAUACAAUAUCCUCAAAUCGGGGGCUGAUCAUUUGGCCGAGAGGGAACUCUCUUGCCUGGGACUUGCGCUCAAUAUGUCCAACCCGGAGCAAACAUGCGGACCCGUUGGAUCUGCAGAACCUCGGUCGCAUUCAAUUCCCGAAUCGCCCCUGGAGAUGGAUAUCGAAGGAAGUUUGGCGACACCAACUUGCAAUGGUCACACGCUUGAUGAGCCGGAGACCGCACUCGGAUCGUUCUCGAAUGGAAGAUCUGUCAUCCUUGGUGGCAGACCCAAACAACGCAGGCCCAAAGAAGGCAGACCCAAAGAAGGUAGACCCAAAGAAGGCAGACUCAAAGAAGGUAGACCCAAAGAAGGCAGACUCAAAGAAGGCAGACCCAAAGAAGGCAGACCCAACGAAGGCAGACCCAAAGAAGGCAGACCCAAAGAAGGCAGAACCGACCACCCUAAGCCCUUGUGCUGCUGGUAA